CAUUCGUUUUGACAUUUGUUAAUGAUUUGGGAAUGGAUUGUUCAUUGGGUUUUUAUCAUCUAUAAGCAAAAUAAACUGAACCUGUGAGUGAUAGCAAGGAAAAAACUAACGAUGGCUGUCUAUGUGACUAAGGCUAUGUUAGCUAAGUUUAACAACAAAAUUGAAUGCCCUUACUUGCCCGUGAAGGAAGACGAAACAUUUCGUAGUGAUAGUCAUUGGCAUAGCAUUUCAAUGGAUAGUGGAUCAUUAUCGAGAGGGUCAAUUUGCCGAGUAUGUGGUAAAUAUGGUGAUAGACCUUUAAGUGAAAAGAUUAAUGGAUAUGAUAUUAUGAGUGCCAUCUGCAGUAUAACCAAUGUUACAAUAAGUCCUGAUGAUUCACUUCCAAAAUAUAUCUGCCAGGAUUGUCAUGAAGCUUUGAAAAUUGCAAUGAAUUUUAAAAAUACAUGUGAGAUGGCUGAUCGUAAGUUCAGAAGAAUAUUGUAUCCCAUGGGUGAUCCAUCUUUCCAUUCAUAUCCAUAUUCCAAGCAUGAUUUCCAAAUGAUUUUACAUCAUAUGAAAUUAAAACAAAUGGAAAUCGAAGAGCAAAAAGAAAGAUUACGACAGAAAAAACUGGAUAUUAUAGAGCAAAAAAAAGCCCCUAAAGUGAAGCAAUUUAAUUGUUCUCCAUGUGAUAUGACUUUCCCAAAUAAGGAAAAAUUGGUGGCACAUCGUCGAGAGCGACAAUGUAUGCGGCGAGCCUGCGACAUUUGUGGACAGUUGGUGCUCAGCAUUGGGCAGCACAAGCGGCAUAUACACAAGCAAAAUGUGACUCACAAAUGUCCCACUUGUGGGAAGGAAUUUCCAAUUAUUGCACGGCUAAAGAAUCACAUGCUUAUCCAUACAAACACAUUCAACUUCUUCUGCGACCUGUGCCCAUACAAGUGCAAGCACAAGUACUACCUGGUGAUGCACAUGCGUACCCAUACCGGUGAGAAGCCCUAUAAGUGCAAUCAGUGUACCGCCACAUUUGUCAACCCUUCAAAUCUUAAUAAACACAAGCUCACACACCAAGAGAAACAGUUCAAGUGUGGAAUGUGUGAGAAGGCUUUCCGAACAAACACAGCACUUCGGGAACACCACGACGCUACGCAUAUGAACAUAAAACACGCGUGCAAUUACUGUGGUCGGGACUUCUGCUAUAAAUCUGAUCUACGUAAACACGAGAUACGCAACCACAAUCGUAUAAAACGCGACUAUGUAGGCGGCGAACCGACCUACAAACAAGUUGAGAGACUGCAAAAAAUGCAAGAUGUCGGUAAUUCUAUUGAGAAAUGGCGCACCGAGGAGAUAAUAUUGCAGCAGCCGCAAAUAGUGCAAACUACUUACAUCGAUCACAACAAAGAGUUCCUGCCGUCUACUCAUUCAAUGUAUUUUUCUGACGUCACUGGAAUGAUACAUCAGCAGCCACAGUUAGUUCAACAACAGACUGUUCAACUAACUCUCCCCGAUCUGGAAAUGAAGAAGGACGAAGUGAAGAUUUACGAAACGCAGCAGGGGAUGGGAUAUUUUUAGUUGUUAGUUAUGAGUUCCUAGGUUAUACUUUAUUAUGAAUAAUUAUCAUUAUAUUUUCAAGUGGUAGAGUACAGUGUAGUUAUUGAUAUAU
Molecule: messenger RNA, 1642 nt
Organism: Diatraea saccharalis (sugarcane borer)
Lineage: Eukaryota; Metazoa; Arthropoda; Insecta; Lepidoptera; Crambidae
Source: the annotation of a GenBank genome assembly